Molecule: messenger RNA, 2761 nt
Organism: Telopea speciosissima
Lineage: Eukaryota; Viridiplantae; Streptophyta; Magnoliopsida; Proteales; Proteaceae
Product: probable low-specificity L-threonine aldolase 1
Exons: 12
Coding region: 1-2538 (845 amino acids)
Biological process (GO): monosaccharide transmembrane transport; glycine biosynthetic process; L-threonine catabolic process
Cellular component (GO): cytosol; membrane
Molecular function (GO): L-allo-threonine aldolase activity; monosaccharide transmembrane transporter activity
Source: RefSeq, a predicted model, not a curated record
AUGGCGGGAGGUGUAGGAUUUAAUUCGUCCACCAAUAAUGUAGGAAAGAACUACCCAGGAAAGAUAACUUGUUAUGUGAUAUGGGCAUGUUUCACUGCUGCUUGGGGUGGUUUAAUUUUUGGUUACGAUAUUGGUAUCUCUGGUGGUGUUACUUCCAUGGCUUCUUUCUUAGAGAAGUUCUUCCCUUCUGUGUAUCGAAAAGAAACAAUUAAUUCUUCAACUAAUCAGUAUUGUAAGUUUGAUAGUAUGAUUCUUACUUUAUUUACAUCUUCUCUUUACUUGGCUGCUCUUGUGGCUUCUUUCUUUGCUUCUACUGUGACAAGAAAAUUUGGAAGAAGAAGAUCUAUGGGUACUGGUGGUUUUAUCUUUUUCUUGGGAGCGGUUAUAAAUGCAGCUGCUGUGAAUGUUGAAAUGCUUAUUGUUGGAAGGAUUUUGCUUGGUUUUGGUGUUGGAUUUGCUAAUCAGUCGGUGCCACUGUACCUAUCAGAGAUGGCUCCCUACAAAUACCGUGGAGCUAUAAACACCGGUUUCCAGCUAAUGAUAACUUUUGGCAUCCUCUUCGCCAACCUCAUAAACUACUUAACAGCAAAGAUAAAUGGUGGGUGGGGUUGGCGGUUGAGUUUGGGCGGCGCCACCAUUCCCGCCGCCAUCAUAACAAUCGGAGCUUACUUCCUUCCUGACACACCAAACUCUCUCAUCGAGCGUAACUUGAAGGAAGAAGCUCGUGAGAAGCUCCAACGCAUCCGUGGGACCGACCAUGUGGAGGAAGAGUUCCAAGACCUUGUAGCUGCUAGUGAUGAUUCGAAGAAGGUUCUUCACCCAUGGAAGGCCAUUUUGGAGAGGAAAUAUAGACCUCACCUCGUUAUGUCCAUUGCAAUUCCGUUUUUCCAGCAGUUCACCGGCAUUAAUGUUAUCAUGUUCUAUGCUCCCGUUUUGUUUAAAACGCUGGGUUUUGGAGACAAUGCUUCGCUCAUGUCAUCGCUUAUCACUGGCUUUGUUAAUGUUUUGGCUACCUUAGUCUCCCUCUUUACUUCCGAUAGAUUUGGUCGGAGAGUCCUCUUCUUGGAGGGUGGAAUCCAAAUGUUUGUCUGCCAGAUCAUAGUAGGGGUACUAAUUAAGUACACAUUUGGAACAAAAGGAGUGGCCGUCCAUCUAUCGACUGGAACCUCUGCUGCUGUGGUAUUACUCAUCUGUCUCUUUGUGUCGGCAUUCGCGUGGUCAUGGGGGCCAUUGGGUUGGUUAGUACCCAGUGAAAUCUUCCCUCUUGAGAUCCGAUCAGCUGGACAAAGUAUCAAUGUUGCAGUAAACAUGUUCUUCACCUUCUUGAUCGGCCAGUUCUUCUUAAAGAUGCUUUGUGGCAUGGAAUAUGGUCUCUUCUUCUUCUUUGCUGCUUGGGAGCUCAUGAUGACUGUUUUUAUCUACUUUUUUCUACCUGAGACUAAAGGGAUUCCCAUUGAAGAGAUGUAUCAGGUGUGGAAGAGCCAUAAGUACUGGAGCAAGUUCGUCUCUGAAGAAGAAGAAGGAGCUGCAAUGGCAAAUGCUGAUGUUGAUGACGACAUCUUGGGUCAUGACCCAACAGCCUCUCGCUUUGAGGAAGAGAUUGCAAGGAUCAUGGGCAAGGAAGCGGGUCUCUUUGUUCCUUCAGGCACCAUGGGUAACCUCAUAAGUGUACUAGUUCAUUGUGAAGUUAGAGGAAGUGAAGCCAUUCUUGGAGACAAAUCCCAUAUCUAUAUUUUUGAGAAUGGAGGAAUCUCAACUAUUGGUAAUGUACAUGCGAGAACCCUGAAGAAUAAUUCGGAUGGAACGAUGGAUAUUGAUCUGAUUGAAGCUGCUAUAAGGGAUCCUGAGGAGGAGCUUUACUUCCCGACUACUAGACUUAUCUGUUUGGAGAACACACAUGCAACUCUUGGUGGUAGAUGCAUUUCUGUUGAAUACACAGACAAAGUCGGAGAGCUAGCUAAAAAACAUGGGGUGAAGCUUCACAUAGAUGGAGCACGGAUCUUCAAUGCUGCAAUUGCACUUGGGGUUCCUGUUAAUAGACUUGUGCAAGCUGCAGAUUCAGUUUCGGUCUGUCUCUCCAAAGGUUUGGGGGCUCCUGUUGGAUCUGUCAUUGUAGGUUCAAAAAGCUUUAUUACCAAGGCUAAGAGACUUCGGAAAACCAUAGGUGGGGGAAUGAGGCAGGUUGGUGUCCUAUGUGCUGCUGCUUUUGUUGCAUUGCAAGAGAAUCUCCCAAAGCUUGAGGGUGAUCACAGGAGAGCAAAAGUUUUAGCAGAUGGACUGGCUCACAUCAAAGGAAUAGAAGUGGAUAUGGGUUCAGUUGAGACCAAUAUUAUAUAUUUUAAUGUUUCAGAGGGCUCAGACAUCACAGCAAGCAAGCUCUGCCAGAUUCUGGAAAAACAUGGUAUACUUGUGAGGACAACAGGUCCAUCCAGCAUAAGGGCUGUUCUCCACCAUCAAAUCUCAGAAAGUGAUAUUCAGUACACCCUGUCAUGCAUUCAGCAAACUUUUCAACUCCAGUUCGAGGAAAAUGGAAAAUGAGAAUGUCGAUCCUUAAACCGGAAGAUGCUUCCUGCUCUUUUUAAGAAGAAUAGUAACCAUUUGCAAGCCAAAAAGAUGAAUGCAGGCUCAAAAGUCAUGGAACUCAUCCGAAAAAUAAUGUAAUUGAUACUUUCAUUGUUUGAGAACUGUUUUUCUAUUUUUCCUUUGUAAACUCAUGUAUCUAAAUACAUAUCUUUUAAUUCUCCAUUUCCCAUUUACUUGA